CAGCAGAGGUAGACGGGGAGGGAGCGAGUUGGGAUUGGAUCAUGGGCAAGACCAUUCACUGUCCUACACUGCCUCUGGGACUGAUGUGUUUGAAGUUAGUAUUUCUUUUUUCACUAAGAAAUCGAGCCAUUUCCCCUGAUUUAUUUAGCCCUUUCUCUUCGUCAUUCUUUGUUGUAUUUGGUAGACACAUUUUUUCCUAGUUUUUAAAAUUUUUUUCAGUUUACUAAUUUAGCAGUUUCAGUUAGCAUUAGUUAUAUCUCUUUCGGUUACAAGUUGCAUAAACCUUGCUUUAACUUAACCAAAACUAGAGAAGUAUUGCCUCUUAUAACUCAAAUGCCCUGGGUUGGUCUGGCUUUGGGCACAUUUUGGUCUCCACACUUAGGUGUUGUCUUCAGCUCUGCUUUCUCCAUGUGUUGACUGUAUUCUCUGUCACAGUUUCUUCCAUAGUUGGCUUUUUUUUUUCAUUGCAAUCUCUUUUUUUGUUUAUUUAUUGCUACUUGUUUGUUUGCUCUUUUUUAAGUUUUUAUUUUAAUUCCAGUUAAUGCCAGUGUUAUAUUAGUUUCAGGUGUGCAGUAUAGUGAUUGAACACUUCAUACAACACCUGGUGCUCAUCACAGCCAGUGCACUCCUUCAUUUCCAUCAUCUAUUUAGCCCACCCCCCCUCUGGUAAACAUCACUUUGUUCUCUCUAGUUAAGAGUCUGUUUCUUACGUUCUCUCUCAUUUUUUGCCCUUUUCUUGUUUUUAAAAUCCCACAUAUGAGUGAGAUCAUAUGGUAUUUGUCUUUCUCUGACUGACUUUAUUUCACUUAGUAGCGUUAUACUCUCUAGCUCCACCCAUGUCAUUGCAAAUGGCAAGAUUUCAUUCUUUUUUAUGGCUGAAUAAUAUGGCAUCCUAUAUCUAUACCACAUUCAUUUAUCCAUUUAUCAGUUGAUGGACACUUGGACUGCUUCCAUAUCUUGGCUGUUGUAAAUAAUGCUGCAAUAAACAUAGGGGUGCAUUUAUCCCUUCGAAUUAGUGUUCUUGUAUUCUUUGGGUAAAUAGCCAGUAGUGCAAUUGCUAGAUCAUAGGGUAGUUCUAUUAACUUUUUGAGGAACCUCCAUACUGUUUUCCACAGUGGCACCAGUUUGCGUUCCCACCAACAGUGUAAGAGGGUUCCUUUUCUUCCACAUCCUCGCCAAGUCCUGUUGUUUCUUGUGUUCAUUUUAGCCACUCUGACAGGUGUGAGGUGAUACCUCAUUGUAGUUUUGAUUUGUAUUUCCCUGAUGAUGAGUGACAUUGAGCAUCUUUUCAUGUGUGUAUUGGCCAUCUGGAUGUCUUCUUUGGAAAAAUGUCUUUUCAUGUAUUCUGCCCAUUUGUAAUUGGUUUAUUUGUUUUUUGGGUGUUAAGUUUUAUAAAUUCUACAUAUAUUUUGGAUACUAGCCCUUUAUUGGAUAUGUUUUAAAUACGUCAUUUGCAAAUAUUUGUAAAUGGGGAAUCUUCUCCCAUUCCUUAAGUUGCCUUUUAGUUUUGUUUCUUUUCUCUGUGCAGAAGCUUGCUCUAUCUAUCUAUCUAUCUAUCUAUCUAUUUAUUUAUUAUUUAUUUAUUUAGAGACAGACAGACAGAUACACAGAAUCCCAAGCAGGUUCUGUGCUGUCAGUGCAGAGUCUGACAUGAAGCACAACCCCACAAACUAUGAGAUCAUGACCUGAGCCCAAACCAAGAGUUGGAUGCUUAACCUAACCAAUUGAGCCACCCAGGCACCCCAGAAACCUUUUAUUUUGAUGUAGUUCCAAUAGUUUAUUUUUGCUUUUGUUUCCCUUGCCUCAGGAGACAUAUCUUUUUUUUUUUAAAUAUAAUUUAUUGUCCAGUUGGCUAACAUACAGUGUAUACAGUGUGCUCUUGGUUUUGGGGGUAGAUUCCCGUGAUUCAUCGCUUACAUACAACAGCCAGUGCUCAUCCCAAUAAGUGCCUUCCUCACUGCCCAUCACCCAUUUUCCCCUCUCCCCCACCCCCACCAGGAGACAUAUCUUGAAGAAAGUUGCUAUGGUCACUGUCAAAGAAGUUAUUAUUGCCUGUAUUCUCUGCUAGGAUUUUAAUGGUUUCAGGUCUCACAUUUAGGUCUUUCAUCCAUUUUGUGUUUAUUUUUGUGUAUGGUAUAAGAAAGUGGUCCAGUUUUAUUCUUUUGCAUGUAGCUGUUCAGUUUUCCCAGCACCAUUUGUUGAAGAGACACAGUAGAUGUUUUUUGAUAGCCCCAGGCCAGGCUUCUGUGACCCCCACAGCUCAUAGAGCCAGGUAGAGAGUAGACCCUCUGUCACCCAGGGCUGCCGUGUCACAUUCCAUUAGGAGCAGUCACUGUGAGCAUCCAUGUGGAAGGCCUGGUUAGCCAGCCUGCGUGAGGCCCCUCCCUGUAGCCAGCUGGCCAGGAGGUGCAUGAUGGGAAUGGCUGGCACCAGCAUGUGGGUGGACGAGGAGUUGCUCUCUCUCUUGCAGAAACCAGGAGAGCUGGACACAGAGAAACAGGGGUGUCUACUGCAGACCUGAACAGGAGCAUGCAUAUGUCGCUAUGGUUGUGCUGGUGAGGUGGAAUGAGCCGUACCAGAAGCUGGCCACGUGUGACGCAGAUGGAGGGAUAUUUGUGUGGAUUCAGUACGAAGGGAGGUGGUCCGUGGAACUGGUCAACGACCGAGGGGCUCAGGUGAGUGAUUUCACAUGGAGCCACGAUGGAACUCAAGCACUUAUUUCAUAUCGAGAUGGGUUUGUCCUGGUUGGUUCUGUCAGCGGACAAAGACACUGGUCAUCUGAGAUAAACCUGGAGAGUCAGAUCACAUGUGGCAUAUGGACUCCUGAUGACCAACAGGUGCUGUUUGGCACGGCCGACGGGCAGGUGAUCGUCAUGGACUGCCACGGCAGGAUGCUGGCCCACGUGCUCCUGCACGAGUCCGACGGCAUCCUCAGCAUGUCCUGGAACUGCCCCGCCUUCCUGGUGGAGGACAGCAGCGAGAGUGACACGGACUCAGACGACUACUCCCCACCCCAAGAUGGUCCAGCAGCGUAUCCCAUCCCGGUGCAGAACAUCAAGCCGCUGCUCACCGUCAGCUUCACCUCGGGGGACAUCAGCUUAAUGAACAACUACGACGACUUGUCUCCUACUGUCAUCCGCUCAGGGCUGAAAGAGGUGGUGGCCCAGUGGUGCACGCAGGGAGACCUCCUGGCCGUCUCUGGCAUGGAACGGCAGACCCAGCUCGGUGACCUCCCCAAUGGCCCUCUUCUGAAGAGUGCCAUGGUCAAGUUCUACAAUGUCCGCGGGGAGCACAUCUUCACCCUGGACACGCUUGUGCAACGCCCCAUUGUCUCCAUCUGCUGGGGACAUCGGGACUCGCGGCUGCUGAUGGCUUCAGGACCAGCCCUGUACGUGGUGCGCGUGGAGCACCGCGUGUCCAGCCUGCAGCUGCUGUGCCAGCAGGCCAUCGCCAGCGCCCUGCGAGAAGACAAGGAUGUCAGCAAGCUGACCCUGCCCCCCCGCCUUUGCUCCUACCUCUCUACCGCCUUCAUCCCCACCAUCAAGCCCCCAAUUCCAGACCCCAACAACAUGCGAGACUUUGUCAGCUACCCCUCGGCUGGCAACGAGCGUCUGCACUGCACCAUGAAGCGCACAGAGGACGACCCGGAGGUGGGCGGCCCGUGCUACACCCUCUACCUGGAGUACCUGGGCGGGCUUGUGCCCAUCCUCAAGGGGCGACGCAUCAGCAAGCUGCGGCCAGAGUUUGUCAUCAUGGACCCCCGGACAGAUAGCAAAUCAGAUGAAAUCUACGGCAACAGCUUGAUCUCCGCCAUGCUCGACAGCUGUAACUGCUCAGACUCCAGUGACAUCGAACUGAGUGACGACUGGGCUGCCAAGAAAUCCCCCAAAAUCUCCCGAGCUAGCAAAUCACCCAAACUCCCAAGGAUCAACAUUGAGGCUCGGAAGUCUCCCAAGCUGUCCCGGGCUGCUCAGGAGAUGUCCAGGUCUCCCCGGUUGCCGAUGCGCAAGCCCUCCAUUGGCUCACCCAGCCUGACGCGAAGAGAGUUUCCCUUUGAAGACAUCACUCAGCACAACUAUCUUGCUCAGGUCACGUCUAAUAUCUGGGGAACGAAGUUUAAGAUUGUGGGCUUGGCUGCUUUCCUGCCAACCAACCUCGGUGCAGUAAUCUAUAAAACCAGCCUCCUGCAUCUCCAGCCACGGCAGAUGACCAUCUAUCUCCCAGAGGUUCGGAAGAUUUCCAUGGACUAUGUUAAUUUACCUGUCUUCAACCCAAAUGUUUUCAGUGAAGAUGAAGAUGAUUUACCAGUGACGGGAGCAUCGGGUGUGCCUGAGAACAACCCUCCAUGUACCGUGAACAUCCCCAUCGCUCCCAUCCACAGCUCGGCGCAAGCUAUGUCCCCCACACAGAGCAUAGGAUUGGUGCAGUCCCUGCUGGCCAAUCAGAAUGUGCAGCUGGACGUCCUGACCAAUCAGACCACGGCAGUGGGGACGUCUGAGCAUGGAAGUGAUAGUGCCACCCAGUACCCAGUCUCCAACCGCUAUUCCAACCCCGGACAGGUGAUCUUCGGAGGUGUGGAGAUGGGCCGCAUCAUCCCCAACCCCGCUCAGCUGUCCCUGCCACCGCCUGCACCAGGGGUGAUCCAGCUCUCGGUGUUGGACCACGGAGACCGAGACCAUGACCACCUGCAGAAGUCCGCCAAGGCCCUGCGGCCAGUGCCGCAGCUGGCCGCCGAGGGGGACGCAGUGGUGUUCAGUGCCCCGCAGGAGGUCCAGGUGGCGAAGAUGAACCCCCCACCCCCCUACCCGGGAACCAUCCCCGCCGCCCCCACCACAGCAGCGCCCCCGCCCCCGCUACCGCCCCCGCAGCCUCCGGUGGACACGUGCCUGAAGAAGGGCGACUUCUCGCUGUACCCCACGGCCGCACAUUACCAGACGCCCCUCGGCUAUGAGAGGAUCACCACCUUUGACAGCAGCGGCAACGUGGAGGAGGUGUGCCGGCCUCGGACGCGGAUCCUCUGCUCCCAGAACACCUACACCCUCCCCGGCCCGGGCAGUUCAGCCACCCUGCGGCUCACCGCCACUGAGAAAAAGGUCCCCCAGCCUUGCACCAGUGCCACCCUGAACCGCCUGACCGUCCCACGCUACUCCAUCCCGACGGGAGAUCCACCCCCGUACCCCGAAAUCGCCGGCCCGCUAGUCCCGGGUCGGAGCGCGGCGCAGAGGCCCGACAGUCUCAUCCACGCCACGCUGCGCAGGAACAACCGCGAGGUGGCGCUCAAGGCGGCGCAGCUGGCCGAGCCCCCGCGCGUCCCCCCGCAGCACCCGCCCAAGCCCAAGGGUGCGGCGCAGUUCCCGGCGCGGCCCCCGCCGGCCUUGUAUACCUGCAGUCAGUGCAGCGGCGGGGCCGUGGCAGGGCGGCCCGAGCCUGGCGCCGGGGGUGCUGGAGGUGUGCAGCCCGGCUCGGGCCUGGCCCACGCCGCCAGCACCUCACCCCUGACCUCCCAGUCGUCCUACAGCCUCCUGAGCCCGCCAGACGGCGCCCGCGACCGCGCCGACUACGUUAACUCGGCCUUCACGGAGGACGAGGCGCUGGCCCAGCACUGUCCGGUCGAGAAGCCCCUGAGGCACCCCACGCUGACUGAAGCUGCUGUGGCCGUCAAACGGCCACCCCCUUACCAGUGGGACCCUGUGCUGGGGGAAGACAUUUGGGUUCCUCAGGAAAGGACAGCACAGACUGCAGUGCCCAACCCCCUGAAACUGCCUCCUCUGAUAGUAGGUCAGAGCCAGCAUCUGGACGUGUCCCGAGUGCCCUUCGUCUCCCCGAAGUCUCCCGCCAGCCCUACUGCCACUUUCCAAACAGGCUAUGGGAUGGGAAUGCCGUAUCCGGGGAGCUAUAACACGCCCCCUUUGCCGGGAGUGCAGACCCCCUGCUCCCCGAAAGAUGCCCUGUCCCCGACACAGUUUGCACCCCAGGAGUCCACAGUGGCUCUCCAGCCAGCCUACCCGCCCAGCCUCUCCUACUGCACCUUGCCCCCCAUGUAUCCAGGAAGCAGCACCUGCUCGAGUUUACAGCUGCCACCUAUCGCCUUGCACCCUUGGAAUUCCUACAGCCCUUGCCCGCCCGUGCAAAACCCCCAGGGCACUCUGCCCCCCAAGGCACACUUGGUGGUGGAGAAGCCCCUUGUGUCCCCACCGCCCACCGACCUCCAAAGCCACUUGGGUACAGAGGUGAUGGUAGAGACCACAGACAACUUCCAAGAAGUCCUUUCCCUGACAGAAAGCCCGGUCCCCCAGCGGUCGGAGAAAUUUGGGAAGAAAAACCGGAAGCGCCUGGACAGCCGAGCAGAGGAAGGAAAUGUUCAGGCCAUUACAGAGGGCAAAGUGAAGAAGGAGGCAAGGACUUUGAGUGACUUUAAUUCCCUGAUCUCCAGCCCUCGCCUGGGAAGAGAGAAGAAGAAAGUGAAGAGUCAGAAAGACCAACUGAAGUCGAAGAAGUUGAAUAAGACGAAUGAGUUCCAGGACAGCUCAGAGAGCGAGCCUGAGCUGUUCAUCAGUGGUGAUGAGCUGAUGAACCAGAGCCAGGGCAGCAAGAAGGGCUGGAAGAGCAAGAGGAGUCUGCGGACGGCCAGCGAGCUGGAGGAGUUCAAGUGCCGGAAAGCCAGCGAGAAGGAGGAUGGCCGGCUGGGCAGCCAGGGCUUUGUGUACGUCAUGGCCAACAAGCAGCCUCUGUGGAACGAAGCCACCCAAGUGUACCAGCUGGACUUUGGGGGGCGCGUGACCCAGGAGUCCGCAAAGAACUUCCAAAUCGAGCUAGAGGGGCGGCAGGUGAUGCAGUUUGGAAGGAUUGAUGGCAAUGCGUACAUUCUGGACUUCCAGUACCCCUUCUCAGCUGUGCAGGCCUUUGCGGUUGCCCUGGCCAACGUGACUCAGCGCCUGAAAUGAAGAGGCUGCUACGGGUGGGAAAGAGAGGCAGAGGAGCCUUUUCAGAGAGGUCUGAUCGGCAAUGCUCGAGGAGUCCCACGGGGCCCCGGGUGCCUGGGGACCAGAAGACAAGAGCAAAACUGGAAGAAUCUGUCAGGCCCAGGAGAGGGGACUGACCUCUAAUUGUUGUUGUUUGUUUGGGCUUUUAUAAUCCUUUAUUGUUUUUCUUUCUUCUUUCUUUUUAAACAAGAAGAGAAUACAGAAGAGUGGUAUCUGGAAGCAAAGCGUGCGAGGCACCUGGUGUUCUUUUCGGAAACAUAGUUGCCGUGGUAAUGUCCUACUGCGUCUGCUUCUGUCACCUGCCAGGACAAGGGGCCCUUCGGAAGGAAGGUAGACUGCCUUCCCGCCUGCUGUUCUUUUAGACCAGGGAGUGUGCAUUAUUUUCGUUCUCCACAACACCUAGCUUUAUUACUCCUCCCUAUUGUAACCACUAGUGUGAAAACAAAAGACUUUUAAAAAGAACAACCCCAAAUCCGGAAGGUACAGGUUCUCUUAGGGGGCCAUUCAGAUCACACAUACAAUGUUACUCCCCCAGAAGUGACUUGAUUAAUGAAGGGUGUUAUGGCAAAUGCACUGUGUUUGACCAAUGGCAGCAGGCUUUGUCCAGCGGUGCUCUUACCAGCUCUAAAUACAAUUCGCUCAUGAUGAUGUAGGCGGAAGGGACGGCAGGUGAGGAAGGAGCUUCUGCGCAUGGACACCUGGGUGGUUUACACGGUGGGACUUGAAGCAGUACAAGGGCUGUGUUCCUCUCUGCACGAUGUUUACGUUGAAGACUCUGCUAGUUGUAUAACGUGUCAGAAUUCCGUGGGUUCUGUAACAAUCAUUCAGUGUGCUUGCCUUCGGGAGAAGGUAAAAGACCAAAUGGAAAGAUCUGGCACAUGGUGGGGAAGCAACUUUGUCACCUAGUGCACUGGUAAGUCACUAGAUACCCACUUACUGAAAAACAACCUUCAUCCCUUCCCCCAUUUUAUUGUUUAAUCUAGAAAAUGUGGCAGACGGCCUUCUCUUUCCCAGUAGAUAAGUGUUCCACACUUUCUCAUCUGAAAAAUGCUGAUGAUACUCAUUUGAAAGCACUCCUUUCCUCUUCUUGGCCACAUUAAAGUUCACUUGACUAGAAAUAUUUUCUAAUGGUUUAGAAAUGUAACAAAAUUUUAAGCAAUCGACAGGGUAUUGAAAGAUAGAGGUAUGGUCAUCUCUUUGAAAAAAGUAACUAGGAGGAGGAAAAAAGGUUCUUUAUUAACUGAAUAGACUGUUUACUGAGGAGAUAAACCACUGGGAACACAUUAUUAAAAUUAUAGUACUUAAGAGAGCUGGUUGAUCUCACACACACACACACACACACACACACACACCCUGGAAUAUCUUUUCCUGCCUCCUCCUCCUUAGGGGACACUUUGGGCAGCCUUCAGCCCUGAUGAUAACAAAGCCCAGUUUGUUGUUGUCAAUCACUCGUACCCGUGAUGAUGUUUAGGGCAGGAGCACAAGAGCUAUGUACUGGCACAGGGCCCUCAAUUUGGGUUUUGUUUGGAACAGACAAAUGGAAGACACCACAGAAAAGUCUUUUGAAAAUAAUGUAUUUUUACAUUCCUUGUUUUGGUUUAAAAACUAGAAAAGAAACUGGCCCAUUCCUUCCCCAGAGCAAGACGAAAUCACUCACCAUUUUCUCCAGACCUUGAAGGAGCACAGAUGAGGACAUCUCCCAGCCAACAUCAGAGUUUUCCAUCUUAUAUUUUAAAAUAUUGAGCCUGAUUCUUGGUGGGUAAAUUCUUGCAGAAAGAAUUUAGCAACGUAUUCAAAAUUAUAUAAUUCUUUUAUAGGUGUUUCUAUAGCUUGGUAAGAUGUUUCAGUGUUUAUAUUAGUUGUGCAAUAAUGGUUAUGGCCUAUUUCUAAAAUAAUUUAAAUGCAGUUCCCCUGUUUUGUUGUCCGAGAGAUAAUUAUUUAUCUUGCUUUAAUGGUGUUCUUAGGAAUUAUUUUGUGGCUAUGUACUGGUGAGUUAUGCCCAUUUUAUUUAUUUAGAAAAAUAGUAUGUUUGUAAUGAGUUAUUUGGUAGCAGUACAUUUUGCUGCAAGAAAUAAAGAGGAUAUGAUAGAAGGGUUUUUUGCUGGACAAUUUGUAACUUUUUCUAAUUGGGAAAAAAAUUCCUAUUCUUUACAAGUAAUUUUUUUUUUUUCCAUCCUGUGGUAUUGAUUAUAUACAGAGGAGUAGAUUUCUUUAAGAUGACAUAUCCUAAAAUAAUAUCGUCCCUUCUUUUGAACGCUUUUAAUUAAAAAUAAAAGGUGCUAUGAAAUGAAAAGAGGAGACUAAUUAGAAGAGUAGCAGAGGAAGGCAUUAUUGUCACUAAGUGUCCACUUUCCAGAUUCUGAUUGGUUUUUUGAGAUACAAAGACCAAGGAAAGAUAUAUUUCAGAACUUUUCUUACUAAAAGCAAUUAUAAGGGGAAGUCCUUGGAAUAAAAAUACAAAGAUAUUUGUGAAGAGGAAGUGAAUAUUUGUAGCAAAUAAUUGAACUUUCUAAAUUCUUGACUCACUCCCCAAAAGGUCUCUUCUGCACAUGGAGACACAGGCCUUGUCUUGCGGGUUUAGCAUACCCAGGAUUCAGCCCCUGAAGAUGUAGCAGGGGUCUGGCUCUGUGCUCUGGCCCAGAGGAGGAACCCUGUCCUGUCAGCCACGCUUAUGCAGACGUCUGCAGCAUGGGGAAAGUUAAGUCUUUCAGGUUAAUGGUGAUGGUUUCACUGAUUGUAAAAAUUGUUUUCAUUCAGUCUCAAUUUAUUAAAUACUACUAAUGUCAGUACUUUAAAUGGAAUUCUACCUACAUACUUCGUGCUUAUUAAUAUAGCAAUUUAUUAAUAUUAAGUUACCUCAUUGAGUCUCUAAAUUUAAAAACAUUAGCCCAGGCAACUGUAUGAAGAAUCCAUGCCUUUUCCAGGAAAGGAGUGUAUUAAGAGACCUAAAAACCGAUUUUAAAUUUCUUCUGCCUCUAACCUUAUCAAACCAAAGGCACAGAUUUGGGUACAGUGUAUCCACUGAAUGUAUAUUCCAAGAAAAGUUGGUGCCAAGGAAGCAGGAAAAUGUGAAGGCUCUAAUGGCAGCAGAAGUCAGGAUUUUACAGGUUGGUCUUUUCCCCCACGUUCAUUGCUCCCUAGUUGAGUGUCCCAUGAGGACGUGCGAAACAGCAUGCAGUCAUCUUGACUCUGGGGUCAAGCCUGCUCUGCCACAGAGCUGGAGGGUGACCUUGGGCCUCCAUUUGUCCAUCUAUAAAAUGAAAGGAAUGACCUGGACGAAAUUCUAAAGUGUCCAGCUCUAACAGCCGACGGUUCAAAAUGUGACCGUGUCCUCAUUCCACUUUACAAGCUUGGAAGGUGUGUUUCGAAAUAAUUCUUUUUACAGAGAAACGUUUCUUUUCCGGCAUCAAUGAGCUAUCUGGUGAAUGUAAACCAGUGCGUUUAAAAUAAUCUUUAGCAGGUUUACCUCUAGAAACAAAUGCAUUUGGAGUCAUGUUCUUGUAAAAUUACACCAAAGCGUCAAUUCCAAGUGAGACAGGAUCCUCCCCAUGAGUGUGCCCUGCUCAGUGGACACCCUUGUGAACAGCCCUAAAGUAAGUCACCAUUUGCCCCCAAAAAGCCAUAGUGUGGGUUGAAAAAAGAACAAAGGAGUAUAUGCCCGGGCUGGCUUGAAUUCUUGAGUGUGUUCAACCGUGUUACACUGUCUUCAAGUUGAAAAGGUUUUUUGGAAAGACCCCAUCGUGUCCCUGUGCAGGCCAUCUAUCCCUUGGCCAAGUCUAAUUGUGAACAAAGUGAGACAAAGUGUGUCAAAAAUGCUUGAGUUCCUGGGAUUUUGUAACAACACACAGCUCUGAUCUCACCAUUUGUGUAUUUCCUUAGUUCCGGCUGAUAAAACUCUUGAAGGGUUGUGGCUUAUUUUGUUUUCAUUUCUUUGGCUUUGUGCAAUUUUCUUGUAACUUGUACCGAUAUUUUCUGUUUACAAGUUCUUUUAAAGGGGAGGGGUAGGGUUCUAAGAUCUUGUUGUUGUAGAUAAAUUUUUUUUCGUGUUGUAGAAAAGCAUGGGUUAUGCGUUUGACUGAAAAAGGCACUGUAUUAUUUACCAAAGGGGUAUUGUUUUUGCAUUUGUUAAUAAAUGCAUUAUUUUGGUACUGUAAA
Acinonyx jubatus (cheetah) is the source of this 11138-nucleotide messenger RNA. It is a transcript of the gene TULP4, whose product is annotated as TUB like protein 4. Gene Ontology annotation, molecular function: protein binding. The record is from RefSeq and is a predicted model, not a curated record. Lineage: Eukaryota; Metazoa; Chordata; Mammalia; Carnivora; Felidae. The coding region runs from base 2544 to 6944 and encodes 1466 amino acids. The transcript is spliced from 14 exons.